Molecule: messenger RNA, 216 nt
Organism: Entrophospora candida
Lineage: Eukaryota; Fungi; Glomeromycota; Glomeromycetes; Entrophosporales; Entrophosporaceae
Source: the annotation of a GenBank genome assembly
UGGAUAAAUGUCAAAGUAAUGAUGAUUGUAUUUCUGGUCAAGCAUGUGGUGCUGAUAAAUUGUGCCAUCUUAGUCAAGGAGCAACUUGCACCAUCAACUCUGACUUUUUUUGCGUAACUUCUAUUUGUCGUAUUGCUGGAAGUGAUACCUUCAAAUGCCAACUUACUGAUACUCGUCCUACUAGAGAUAUUUGCUUAGUGAAUGAUGCAUGCAAUA